Molecule: messenger RNA, 1367 nt
Organism: Parasteatoda tepidariorum (common house spider)
Lineage: Eukaryota; Metazoa; Arthropoda; Arachnida; Araneae; Theridiidae
Source: RefSeq, a predicted model, not a curated record
GAAGAAUCUUUGAAGGUGGAUUGGAAUGGGCAAACAGUUGGAAUAAUUUUAGGAGCAGUGAAUUACGGGCAUCUAAUUGCUUAUUUACCUGGAGGUAGAUUAGCUGAGCUUUACGGUGGUAAACAAGUUCUCAUAUUCAGCAUGUUAUUAACAGCAAUCGCUACACUGCUGUCACCAGUAACUGCUAUCUGGAGCCCAUAUGCUUUUUUUAUUACAAGACUUAUUGCUGGAAUCGGUACGGGUCCAACUUCACCUAUUGUAAAUUACAUGUUGGGCAAAUGGAUUCCGGAACAAGAAUCGAAUUUUCAAUUAUCAAUCAUUCUAUCGGGAUAUUCAUUUGGAUCGUUUUUCGCUUUGUCGUUUGCGGGAGCUCUAUGUGGGUCGUCGUUCAUGGGAGGAUGGCCAUCAGUAUUCUACGUUGGCGCUGUCUGUACAAUUCUCUGGUCUAUUGCUUGUGCUUUACUUAUGUCAGAAUCACCAGAGGUUCAUGGAAGUAUUAGUGGAGAAGAAUUGCAAUAUAUUGUACAAAAUCGUUGCUUGAAAAAUAAAGAAAAUAUAGCUAAAAUACCAUGGAAAGCCAUCAUGUUCUCAUUACCAUUUUGGGCCUUGGCUGUCGGUUACUUUGGACAAUUUUGGUUAUUAGGUUUCUUUUCUACUGUACAACCAUUGUAUAUGGCAACUAUUCUAAAUAUUUCAGUAGAAGAAAAUGGAAUUUUAUCAAGCCUUCCACAUCUGUUAAGAUCAUUUGCUGCAAUCAUGGCGAGUUUUCUAGUUGACUUUAUUUUAGCGAAAAAAUUUGUAAGUACUGGAUUCGUUAGAAAAGGAGCUACAAUUUUAAACUCAGUUGCUGCUUGUGCGGCAUUUUUUGGUAUUACUUUUGUUGGAAAUAAUGUUUUAGCCACAACUGUUUUAUUCAUACUAGCUGGUCUGUUUGGAGAGUUUAUAUCAUUUGGAGUGUGUAUUGCUUGUAUCGAUAUAGCACCGAAUCUAUCAGGUACUGUAAGUGGAAUAAUAAAUAUUUUUGGUAUGUUCCCGUUCUUUAUAAUACCUGCUUUGGUAGCAUGGAUUACUAAUUACGAGGAAUCCUAUGAGGCAUGGCAAUGUGUAUUUUAUAUUUCAAUUUUUGUCGUAGCCAUAUGUACAGGAUUUUUUACAUUAUUCGGCAAUUUAAAUCCCCAACCAUGGGGUACCGCAACAAUCGAUGAGCAUGCAAACAAUAAUCGUCGGACGUCAGACCAAGUAACAGAAGUGAAGAGAAGACGGCGACCAACAGUAUCUUAGGAUGAGUAAAAAAAAAAAAACUUUUGAUGUCAAUAACUUAACACAAAUAGUUUUAAUAAAUUUACGUCAUACUGACUUGAUGCUUA